AUGGAAGCGAUGGCAACGAUGGUUCAAUACCAGUUGCACUUGCUGGUUCCCAUUGCCCUGGUCGUCGUUGGUUUUUGGGUAGCCUAUCGACUGAUUAACUGGCCUACGUUCGCGGACUUUUUGAUCGCGGUCGAGGCAGAAAUGAAUAAGGUCACUUGGCCUUCCAAGGCUGAGUUGUGGCGAAGUGUCAUCGUGGUGAUCGCGUUGAUCUUCAUCCUGGCCAUGCUGUUGUUUGCGUUCGACUUGUUGUGGAUCACCCUGUUUAAAACGAUCGGGUUGAUUCCUCCAGACCCCGAGUCGGGUAUCCCUGCGGACGCAGAAAAUACCGCAGGAGAAGCAGCGACCCCGGAAGCUGCUGCGGAUGAUGCUGCGUCAGUGGAAGAGCCAGAAUCGGCUGACGAGGAAAACGCGUCGGGCGAAGCUGCGGAAGAUCAACCUGAAUCCGACGAUGUCGCUCCCGCUGAAGAGUCUGUCGAGGAAGCAGAGCCUGCUGAGUCAAAGCCAGCUCCUGCGGCCAGCGGCAAGAAGCGUGGGCCGAUCGAAGAAAUCAGUGAUGAAGAGGAAGAAGCUGCGGAGGCAGCUGACAAGGAGUGGUACAUCCUCAAGGUUCAAAGCAAUCGCGAAAAGUCGAUUAGCAAUAACCUGAUCCGCCGCGUCAAGAUGGCGGGCCUCGAGGAUUACUUCGGCGAGAUUCUUGUUCCUACCGAGGAUUUGGUGGAAUACAAGAACGGCAAGAAGAAAGUUACCAAGCAGAAGCUCUAUCCAGGCUACAUCGUCGUGCAUAUGGCAAUCAACGACGAAACGUGGUUUCUGGUUCGUGAGACCGGUGGCAUUGGUGACUUUACCGGCGCAGCUGGCAAGCCAGUGCCGAUGUUGCCGCACGAAGUGGAUCGCAUCGUCAAGAAGACGCGCAA
Symbiodinium sp. CCMP2456 is the source of this 914-nucleotide messenger RNA. Lineage: Eukaryota; Dinophyceae; Suessiales; Symbiodiniaceae. The record is from the annotation of a GenBank genome assembly.